This is a messenger RNA of Dioscorea cayenensis subsp. rotundata (Guinea yam), 2042 nucleotides long. RefSeq names its product delta(24)-sterol reductase-like. The transcript is spliced from 3 exons. The record is from RefSeq and is a predicted model, not a curated record. Gene Ontology annotation, cellular component: cytoplasm; membrane. Gene Ontology annotation, molecular function: FAD binding; oxidoreductase activity, acting on the CH-CH group of donors, NAD or NADP as acceptor. Bases 128 to 1810 code for a protein of 560 amino acids. NCBI's taxonomy places the organism in Eukaryota, Viridiplantae, Streptophyta, Magnoliopsida, Dioscoreales, Dioscoreaceae. Gene Ontology annotation, biological process: steroid metabolic process.
UUAAACCUCUCAAAGGUUCUCUUCCACCCUUUUCAGAUUCCGAGUUCGGUCACCGCUCACCGGUGAGCUUACCGACGACGACGACGACGAGCUUUCACUCCUUCACUGAGAACAUUUGAUUUAUGCCAUGUCGGAUCUUUACACUCCUCUCCGCCCCAAAAGAAAGAAGGUGUUGGUUGAUUACCUGGUCCAGUUUCGAUGGAUAGUUGUUAUCUUUGUUGUCCUUCCCAUCUCAUUCACUGUAUACUUAUUGUUAUAUCUUGGCGACAUGAGAUCUGAAAUGAAAUCAUUCAAGCGUCGCCAAAAGGAACAUGAUGAGAAUGUCAAGAAGGUUGUUAAUCGUCUUAAACAAAGGAACCCAAAGAAAGAUGGACUUGUUUGCACUGCAAGGAAACCAUAUAUUGCCGUUGGCAUGCGCAAUGUUGAUUACAAGCGUGCUAGACAUUUUGAGGUUGAUCUUGCGGCAUUCAGAAAUAUUCUUGAGAUUGACAAAGAGAGAAUGAUUGCGAAGGUUGAGCCUCUUGUUAAUAUGGGCCAGAUCAGCAGGGCAACAGUGCCAAUGAAUCUCUCCUUAGCUGUUGUUGCAGAACUCGAUGAUCUCACAGUUGGUGGUCUCAUCAAUGGCUAUGGAAUCGAAGGAAGCUCGCAUAUUUAUGGCCUUUUUGCAGACACUGUGGUCGCAUUGGAACUCGUGCUUGCAGAUGGUCGUGUUGUUAGAGCUACAAAGGAUAAUGAAUAUUCUGAUCUUUUCUAUGCUGUGCCCUGGUCACAAGGAACCAUUGGGCUUCUAGUUUCUGCGGAGAUCAAGCUUAUACCAAUCAAGGAGUACAUGAAGUUGACUUACAAGCCGGUGAGGGGAAACUUGAAGGAGCUUGCACAGGCGUAUGCUGAUUCUUUCGCACCUAGAGAUGGUGACCCAGCGAAAAUUCCUGAUUUCGUUGAAGCAAUGAUCUAUACUCCGACUGAGGGGGUGAUGAUGACCGGGAAAUAUGCUUCCAAGGAGGAAGCCAAGCAAAAGGGUAAUGUCAUCAAUGAAGUUGGAUGGUGGUUUAAAACCUGGUUUUACCAGCAUUGCCAGACUGCACUUACAAGGGGUGAGUUCGUGGAAUACAUUCCCACACGGCAAUACUACCACAGGCACACAAGGUCCAUGUACUGGGAAGGUAAGCUCAUUCUGCCAUUCGGUGACCAGUGGUGGUUCCGGUGGACCAUGGGGUGGUUGAUGCCUCCGAAGGUCUCACUGCUCAAGGCCACUCAGGGUGAAGGUAUCCGAAACUAUUACCAUGAUAUGCAUGUGAUUCAGGAUUUGUUGGUUCCUCUUUACAAAGUCGGCGAUUCACUCGAGUUUGUUCAUAGGGAAAUGGAGGUGUACCCCAUCUGGCUUUGCCCGCAUCGCCUCUACAAGCUCCCUGUGAAAACAAUGAUUUACCCAGAGCCAGGAUUCGAACUACACCGUCGCCAAGGUGACACAAACAAUGCUCAAAUGUUCACUGACAUUGGGGUGUACUAUGCCCCAGGCCCUGUCUUGAGGGGCGAAGAAUUCAAUGGCUCUGAAGCCGUUCGUCGGCUUGAGGAGUUCUUGAUCCAAAACCAUGGGUUCCAGCCACAGUACGCUGUCUCUGAACUCACUGAAAAGAACUUCUGGCGAAUGUUCGACGGAGAACUCUACGACAAUUGCCGCCACAAGUACGGUGCCGUUGGUACAUUCAUGAGUGUGUACUAUAAGUCAAAGAAAGGAAAGAAGACUGAGAAGGAGGUGCAAGAGGCCGAGCAGGCGAUAGCGGAACAAGCCUAUGCAGAAGAUAACUAGUUGACCGGAGAGAUCGCCGGAGGAGAGCAUGGUUGAAGUCUUCAUCCUAGUUUUAGUUCUUGUUAGUGGUUUUUAAAUCUCUUUGCUAGUUGUGGAGAUUGAGGAUGUGCUUGAUGUCUAUUGAAUGUUUUAUGUUUCCUAAAUUUGUUCUGUCAACUUGACUGUAACUCUCUCUGGAUGCUUGUUUGUGCUAAUUUCAUCUUAUCUGGUUGUGUUUAGGUCUUUUUGCAAA